Molecule: messenger RNA, 666 nt
Organism: Erythranthe guttata (spotted monkey flower)
Lineage: Eukaryota; Viridiplantae; Streptophyta; Magnoliopsida; Lamiales; Phrymaceae
Source: RefSeq, a predicted model, not a curated record
AUAUUGCCAUAUACAAACACCAUAACUAUAAACCCUGUAAUAAAAUCAGCUUCGCAGUGUGUAUAUUUGUAUAUAUAUACAUACCUUAAAAAUAAUUUAUUGGAAAUUACUACGUACAUAUGGCUCUCAAUUAUACGAUUUCGCUUACGUUCAUCGUUUUAAUGUUGCACUUAAGAAAUAUUAACGGCGACCCACCUUCGCCUGGGUACUACCCUAGUUCAAGAAUAGGGUCCAUAGCGUUCGAUCAAGGGUUCGAUAAUCGGUGGGGUCCACAACAUCAACGUUUAGACCAAGGCACACUUACCGUUUGGCUCGACAGAAGCUCCGGAAGCGGGUUCAAAUCGGUCAAUUCUUACAGUUCCGGUUAUUUCGGGGCAGCCAUAAAGCUUCACCCCGGUUACACUGCUGGAGUUAUCACUUCUCUCUACCUGUCGAACAACGAAGAGUACCCGGGGAACCAUGACGAGAUUGAUAUAGAAUUUCUCGGGACGACGCUCGACAAACCGUAUGUGUUGCAGACGAAUGUAUACAUGAAAGGGAGUGGAGAUGGUAAUAAUAUUGUUGGGAGAGAAGUUAGAUUCCAUCUUUGGUUCGAUCCUACUCAAGAUUUUCACAAUUAUGCCAUUCUAUGGAUCCAACUGAAAUCAUGUGAGUUUAUUUAAUAAU